AUGUUCUUUGCACAUUUAUAUCAGAAAGCUGCAGAAAGAGGAGGGUAUGGUGAUGAGAGAUAUGAAAAGCUGGACUUUCAGAAGAAAGUUGCUGAACAUUACGAAGUUCUUCAUGAUGCCUCCUGGAAGGUUGUAGACGCUUGCCAACCCAUAGACGAUGUGGAGAAACAGUUGCAAGAGAUUGUACUUGCUUGUGUCACAGAAUGUCAAAAGGGAAAGUCCCUCUCCUCGUUGUGGUCGACAUAG
Messenger RNA from Lathyrus sativus (Indian pea), 246 nucleotides. Lineage: Eukaryota; Viridiplantae; Streptophyta; Magnoliopsida; Fabales; Fabaceae. The record is from the annotation of a GenBank genome assembly.